Anneissia japonica is the source of this 1274-nucleotide messenger RNA. RefSeq lists its product as uncharacterized. The coding region runs from base 279 to 1133 and encodes 284 amino acids. The record is from RefSeq and is a predicted model, not a curated record. The transcript is spliced from 6 exons. Lineage: Eukaryota; Metazoa; Echinodermata; Crinoidea; Comatulida; Comatulidae.
GAACACGUAAUAGGAAAACAAUUAUAAAUCAGUAGAUUCGAUAUUGUCACACUUCCAGCCAGCGUUCUGUACUUAAGCAUUUUUUUAAGCGCAGAACUUAAUUCAGUGGACUAUAUGCGAAUUUAUAAGCACCUAUUAGGCAAGACGAAAAGAGAAGCCGUCGAUUUGUAUUCCAAAACUCAACUUCGCAUAAUUCCCAAGACCAUGGCAAUGUGAAAGUCGCUUUACAUGAGUGGAUUUGUUCUUUAAUCUUGGAAACGCGUGGUCGAUUCGUCAAGAUGAUGAUACAAUCCUGGUGGAAAUGGUUCGCACCAUUACUCGUUUACUCUGAGGCAAAUAUUAUACCAAAUGUCACUACCACUAUGUCGCAGACUAUCACCCAAGACGGUAUUACAGUCACUGAAAUUUUGACAUCCGAUUGGACGGCCAUUGAGGAGGAGUAUGAGGACAUAUCUAACAGCAGUACUAUGGAGGAAGGCAUUAUAGAUUCUACAUUAUUAGCAACUUCAGGCAGUUUUCAUCAGCAUUCCAAAACCGGGAACAACACAAAUAUUAAUACAACACUGCCCUCUAACGGUACACCGUCUCAAACAGUAACCUCAUUAAGUAGUAGUAGCGAAUCAAUGAGUACGGGAAUCGUUAGUAGUACAGAGCAAAAUAGUAUAGCCACAAUAAAAAACACAACAAUCGUGUUUAAUUUUACAUUACCGCCCUCAACGGCUGAACCAGUUCCAAAAGUAAACAUAAAAGCAGACAAUAUAACAUCAAGAAAUUCGACGGAAAACAACGAUCCUGAAAGCGGCACUGUAAACACAACUGACACUGAUAUUGAAAAUAAAGACAAAGAAAUAAAUACAAAUAAACCUGCGAGACAUAAAGACACACUUUUAUCCCGAACUCGAGUAAUCAACAACAUAGCAGUAUGGAUAACAGCAGCAUUUGUCGUCAUUAUUUGUUCAUACAUCAUCGGAUUGGUGGUCUGUAACAGACAAAGAACCGAAUGGCGAUUACAGUUGCGGCGGUACGUACGUUUUGAAAAUGGCACUGAACCGGAAUUCCAGGCUGAUAGAGACUGUUAUAACCAGACCAAUUGUGGAACAAAUAUUUUUACAGAAGAAGAGAAAUACAAUUAGCGUUACAAUAUUGGACUUGGAAUAUCACAGUUUCAAGAUCACAAGUUUUGAUGCAACAUAUUAACAGUAUUUUAACUUCCACGAAUUGAUGGCUUGUUUCUAUCAUUUUAUACUGAAAUACACUGGAUACGUACUUUGAGU